AUGGCAGUAUUAAAAUUAAUUUUUAUUUUCAUUAUUGGAGACUUUAUCAGAAAUGUGAUGUUGUACGAUCCAAUGUUUACGUAUACUGUAAGGUUUAAAAAAGUUUCUGUACAUCCGAACGAACUUGCAAAUUUCACGAUCAACCAAUACAGAGGAACACAAUUAUUUAUAAAUGGUAAUCUUACAUUACCUCCGAAUAUUGUCACUGAUAAAGUUAUUAUAUUUUUCCAUCGUUGUGAAUCUGACGGCAUUAAUUGUAAAUACUUUCAAACAUGGAUAUUUACAGAUAUCUGCUCUAAAUUAAAAGAAAAGAACCAAGUAUGGUCCCGUUGGUACAGUUCGUUUGACCCACCAAUGGUCUGUCCAUUAGAUAAGGUUCGUUACCAAAUAAGAAAUGGAACUUUUGAUAUUGGCUUAGUAAUUGCAUCGUAUCCUCAAGUAACUUAUUACCAAUGGAGAGUUAUUCAAAAGUUCUACGAUAAUGAUACAUAUCUCAGUAGUAUGAUCCUGGAUGCAUUAUAUUUCGGCUACAGAAAAAAAAUCAAGAAUAUUCCAAAACCAUAA
Molecule: messenger RNA, 564 nt
Organism: Macrosiphum euphorbiae (potato aphid)
Lineage: Eukaryota; Metazoa; Arthropoda; Insecta; Hemiptera; Aphididae
Source: the annotation of a GenBank genome assembly